Rotaria sp. Silwood2 is the source of this 2853-nucleotide messenger RNA. Lineage: Eukaryota; Metazoa; Rotifera; Eurotatoria; Philodinida; Philodinidae. The record is from the annotation of a GenBank genome assembly.
AUGAUGGGCAUCGACGAUAAAGAUGAUGAUGGAAAUAAUGAAUAUGUAACAGCAGCGCCAUCAAAUGAUCCGAUUGACACAAAUGUUGUAACUUUACCGUUGAAUAUUAGUGUUUCAUCUCAUCAUCAUUGUGUAGUUUGUCGAGAGAAUGUGAAUUCAACAUGUACCGUUUCUGAUGAAGAUCGAGAUCUUCUAUUUAUGCAAAGCAAUAUUUUUAUUCCAAAAGGUAGUCGAUGUUGUCCAGAUCACGUUGUUGAUGGACGUUUAAUUAAUGAUAAUUUAAAUAAAAUUCGUCCUCGCGACAUUAUGCAAACAUCUUUCUCUGCCACCGAUAUAUUAACAUGGUUGGGCAAAUUUCGAAAUCAUUAUAACUCAAUUCGAUAUUUUGACUUUGAUCCUCCUUUCUCAAUGUCAGAAUCUGAUUGUUACAAUUUAACUGGGAUUUCAAAAGCAAACUUUGACCACCUAGUCAAAUUACUGGCCGAUUCUAACAUUAAAAAUUCAUCUAAUCGUUCAUUUCGUAAUGCAGUUGGACUUUUCCUAACAAAACCUAGGCUAGGCAUUAGCAACAAAGUGCUUACUACCAUUUUUCAAUUUUCGAAUUCUCAAGCUGUUUCUCGUACUCUUGCUGCUGUUCGUCAAGCUAUGUUAACGCACUUCGUACCUCACUAUCUUGGUUUUAAUCACAUUUCUCGUCAAGAAGUGAUUGACAAUCAUUCUUCUCCACUUGCUACUCAAUUAUUAACUGACAAACCAAAUACAGUUGUACUCGUGAUUGACGAUUGGAUUGCUGAACAUGAUCUUGCUGUCGUUGAUCGGGGUUUUAGAGAUAGUACCGGGAUGAUGCGAGCACUAGGUCUUGAUGCAUGUAUGCCGGAUUUUUUAAAUGGUCGGCAUCGAUUCGAUGCACUUGAGGCAAAUCGAUCACGCUUUAUUAGUAAGAUUCGUUGGGUUGUUGAAUCGGCAAAUGGUCGUGUGAAGCAUUUCAAAUGGCUAGAUCAGACCAUUCAAAAUACAACAAUCCCGCAAAUACGUGAUUAUCUUCAAAUUGCCUGUGCUUUAGUUAAUGCCUAUCGUGCUUCAGCAAUUUCUUCUUUUUCUAAUUAUGAUCAAAUUGCUACUAAACUGUUGGCGCAUCUUCAUGAACCAAACUUACUUCGUACACGUCUUAAUAAUGAAGUUCUCCGAUGGUCGAACGAUGAUGCUUCAAAUCUUGUUGGUUUUCCUAUUCUUACAAUUGAUCAAAUUCGAUUAAUCACUGUUGGCAUAUUUCAAUUGAAGCAAGCACGAGCUUAUUCAGAAGAACAUUGUUCAGCCACAGAUUUGAAUAAUCAGGCAGAUUUUCCUCUACAAAUCUGCAAUACAGAUGGUCAACUUAUACGAAUUCGCUUCCAAUCUCGUCAUAGCAAUGCAAAAUUAUAUUAUACUUAUAUUCAAUUUUCCACAGAAGAAAUUCUGAACAGCUGCUGUGAUUAUCCAAUUGGUGACAGGCAAGUUGGUGUAUGUUCACAUCGUGCAGCUGCGAUAUGGUUCUUAGCAUAUUAGCGUCAUCAGUAUGAUAUUUCAAGAAAUCAACCAUCCGGCGCAUACUUGCGUUUACUUGAUGAUAGUGAAUUGAUAGAUGAUUUUGUUGACUCAUCCGAUGAAGAUGAUCUUUUAUAUUCAUUUUCAUGAACAACAAUAACUAAGCGAAUAAAAACUCCUCAUAUCUUUCACGGACACCAUAAUUGACAAACAAAGUCAUAGAGGGGUGUAGUGUAUUUAUCAUAUCUGAUUUUUGACGACUCAAACGUCCAAUUAGUAGCAGGCAUAGAUCUGAACAGCAGUAUAUGUAGAAAUACCACUAUCAACAAUGAGAAACAGCUUCGUUAUCGUAAAACUCAAUCAAAAUACAGGUGAGUAUUACGACAAAAGUCUACGUUAUAUCGCCCUAAAACAAAGUUCAAAUCAGACAUACUGUAUUUGAACUACAAUAAAAUAAAAACAAAACUCCAGAGGAAUUCUCAUGAAAUAUCCACUUAGGAAAUUAUUUACCUCCCUCCAAAAUAAUAAACAUCAUAGAUAUCGGAUACCACUUCUCCAUGCUCCAGCCACAAGAUGGUUGGUAUGCUAUGAGAAAAGAUUACAAGACAGCUUUUUUCCAGCACUUGUUCAGCCAAUGUUACAGCUCUGAAUAAAUAGUAUUCAUGCUGAAAAAAUGGCUUUGGUUCUGAACCAUACAGUGGAGAUCGAAGGUACACAAGGUCCUCUAUACGCUACUAUAGGGCAUAUUUUAGGUGGUAUGUACUUCAUAAAACAUUGAAGGCAGAUUUGUUGCAGGCACUUAUUCGGACACUUUUGGCGCUCUUAAUAAAUGGUAUUGAUGCUGAAAAAAUGGCUUUGGUUCUGAACCAUAUAAUGGAGAUGGAAAGUACACAAGGUCACUAAUAUAGGUCAUUUGGGGGCUCAUCUGACAAACACAUAAAGUAAGGCAAAAGCUUAACUGAUCAAGCUGAUAUUUAUAGGAGUGACUACUAACUAUGAGUCCUAUAAUUACUGAAAGUUUCAUGAAGAACUGAUGAUGUUUUCUAUGGGGGCCAAGAAGAAAGGAAAACGUUCUCCGUCCUUUAUUUUAGAUAGGUUAGUCAUCUUAUACUAGGUGGCUUAUUGAAGGCGAAUUGUCGAAGACUAUUGUUCAUGGCGACAGAUUUGAACCAAAACUUUGUUUCGUACAUUCUUUAAAUCAAAUAGUCCUUGGUGUAGAUAAAGGCAAGAUUGGACGUUACAAGUAUUAUAAAAAAUGAAAAUUGUCUAAAUCCUUUCGUUAAUGUGAUAUGGAAACAAACAGAGACCUUAUGUUCAACAUCGUUUGGC